Saccostrea echinata is the source of this 1245-nucleotide messenger RNA. RefSeq lists its product as uncharacterized. The coding region runs from base 1 to 1245 and encodes 414 amino acids. Gene Ontology annotation, molecular function: translation repressor activity; ubiquitin protein ligase activity. Lineage: Eukaryota; Metazoa; Mollusca; Bivalvia; Ostreida; Ostreidae. Gene Ontology annotation, biological process: proteasome-mediated ubiquitin-dependent protein catabolic process; protein polyubiquitination; negative regulation of translation. The transcript has a single exon. The record is from RefSeq and is a predicted model, not a curated record.
AUGCUUCAGGAAAGAUCUCACAAAGAGGUGAGAGAAAACAUAAUUGAGCAGGGGACCUAUCUCCACCAAGAACUAGAAAAAAUCAUUCAAAAUCAUCUGAAGGAAGCAAAGAAAAUAGAGGAAGAAGACCUUUCAAUUUUAGGAAAGCAGAUUUCAGAUAUGAAAUCAAUUCUCUCUGAGAUUCAGAAAAUUACUAAAGAAAAUCAGAAUCUUCUGAAGACAAAAACCAUUAAAAACGUUUUGAAACAUGAGUCGGAGAAUGAAAGAUUCCCAGAAGUGCAAAAAUUAAUCGAGUUAUCGCCUCCAUCUUUCGUGUCUCAAAGGAUUCCUCAAGAAGCAUUAAGCCAGCUGUUUGGGACACUCACCUGUUCUGUCAGAAGAGAGACGCGUCAUUAUCUUAUACCCUCUGCGACUAAUCUUCGAAGCAAAAGAGAGGGCCUCAGAAUACCUGAAAUAAUACGAACAUGGAGAACUGGAUUGAAAGUCUCACCAAAAAUUUCCUGUUGUCUUGAAUCGGAUGACUGUUACGUUAGAUCUAGUAGCACUAUCAAACAAUUUAGCGCAACUGGAAAUGAGUUAAAUGUGACAAAAUUAAAAUCGGAGAGUCAUUUUCUCAUUGAUAUAACAGUUUCGAAAAAUAACACUUUGUUUUACAGUGAUAACCGCGACAGAAGUGUUAAUUUUGUAAAAAAUAACACAAUAAAAACCCUAAUAACACUUGAUGGUUGGAAACCAUUAGCUAUAUGUUCCUCUUCUACUGGUGACAUUUUAGUUUCAAUGCAAACAGAUGACGAAAAACAAAGCAAAGUUGUCCGAUAUUCUGGGACUACAGUCUCUCAGGAAAUUCAGUACAAAGAUAUAAGUACACCUUUGUACUCAAACCCAUUAUUCAUUUGUGAAAAUACAAAUUUUGAUAUAUGUAUUUCUGACUGGGAUAAGAACUCUGUAGAAGUUGUUGAUAGCGAUGGAGAGUUCAUUUUCAGUUAUGAAGGAAACCGAGCUUUGACAAAAUAUAAAGAUAAGUUUAAUCCCCGAGGCCUUGCAUGUGACAGCUUGUCUCAUAUUUUGAUAACCGACUUUCUGAAUAACCUUGUGCAUAUUAUUGAUCAUAACGGACACUUUCUCCGAUUUAUUGACAACUGUAACCUUCACUGUCCACAAGACGUGAGCGUGUCCAGAGACAAUAAGCUUUAUUUGGUGGAAAAUUCAAAGGAGGAAUUAAAAGUAAUCAGUUAUCUUGUCUAG